AGACUGAUUAGACGGUGCCAGAGCGCGCGACUCGCUCAGCCCCCCAGCUGGAUCCGGUGCACGCGCACAGCAUCCCGGGCACAACGCUGAGCUCGGUCCUCAUAACACGGGAGGCAGCUGAGAACAGCAGCCGGUCUGCGCAAAAGGUGAGUGGGAAGACAGAAAGUUAGCGGAGGGAGGAGGAGGAGCUCCACCUCACCUGGGGACCCGGGGGCCAGUCAGCAGGAGCUGUGGAGGAGCCAGCCUCACCGGUUCAUCCAGGCAGGAGAAGUCACAGGGCCAGUGGCUGAGCAUCCUGGAGGGCCUCCUUGUCCAGGACAGUGCUGCUGAAUUCUUCCUCCAGGAAGGGGAAGAGGAGCUGUGGCUGAUCUGCAGCCAUGCACCACUUAAGGACUACAGUUGCAAGGCUUUGGCCUUUAAUGGCUGCACAGAGCCUGUCACGGCCCAGGCUGCUGGCGCUCGAAGGGGGCGUAAGGACGUUUCAAUGCACGAGGCACCUGAAAGCAUCUGUGGCAGCUGAGCCCCUUCUCAAUGGCACCAGCUCGAACUACAUGGAGGAGAUGUACUACACAUGGCUGGAGAAUCCCAGGAAUGUGCACGAGUCCUGGGAUAAAUUUUUCCGUAACGCUUUGCCUGGUGCAGCCUACCUGGGGACUUCUCAGGGACUGGCCGGUGUCCAGGCAUUGGUGCGGGCUCAGCCCGAUGUGGAGAGGCUGGUGGAGGAUCAUCUAGCAGUGCAGUCACUGAUACGAGCAUACCAGGUACGAGGGCACCACAUAGCCAAGCUGGACCCGCUGGACAUCAGCUGUGUGGACUCUGGCAGUGCCCCGUGUACCGUUGGUUUCCAGAACGUCGAGUUCUCUCGGUAUAAAGAACGUGUGCGUGGCCUGGCUGCUGGAGGUCUCUCCGGGUUGGCAGAGUCAGACUUGGACAAGGUAUUUCGACUUCCCACCACCACCUUCAUUGGUGGCAGCGAGAGUGCUCUGUCGCUCAGGGAGAUCAUCCACCGGCUCGAGAUGGCCUACUGUCAGCACAUUGGAGUAGAGUUCAUGUUCAUCAACGACGUGGAGCAGUGCCAGUGGAUCAGACAGAAGUUUGAGACUCCAGGAGUUAUGCAGUUCAGCCUGGAGGAGAAGAGGACCCUGUUGGGCAGAGUGAUCCGAUCCACCAGGUUUGAGGAGUUUCUGCAGAAGAAGUGGUCAUCAGAGAAACGUUUUGGUCUGGAAGGCUGUGAAUCGCUCAUCCCGGCCCUCAAGACCAUCAUUGACAAGUCCAGUCAGAGCGGAGUGGAGAGCGUGAUCAUGGGGAUGCCUCACAGAGGCAGGCUGAACGUGUUGGCCAACGUGAUCCGCAAGGAGCUGGACCAGAUCUUCUGCCAGUUUGACUCUAAACUAGAGGCUGCAAACGAGGGCUCUGGUGAUGUCAGAUAUCACCUGGGAAUGUAUCACAAGAGGAUGAACCGGGUCAGUAACAGGUACAUCGCCAUGUCACUCAUGGCGAACCCGUCCCACCUGGAAGCAGUGGACCCGGUGGUGCAGGGGAAGACCAAGGCUGAGCAGUUCCACUGUGGAGACACUGAGGGCAAGAGGGUGAUGUCCAUUCUGCUUCACGGCGACGCCGCAUUUGCAGGUCAGGGUAUCGUGUACGAGACCUUCCACCUGUCUGAGCUGCCGUCCUACACCACACACGGCACCAUACACGUGGUAGUGAACAACCAGAUUGGCUUCACCACAGACGCCAGGAUGGCUCGGUCAUCUCCGUACCCUACGGAUGUAGCACGGGUCGUCAACGCUCCCAUCUUUCACGUCAACGCAGACGACCCAGAGGCCGUGAUGUACGUGUGUGACGUAGCAGCCGAGUGGAGAAGCACUUUCCAUAAAGAUGUGGUUGUAGACAUGGUGUGUUACAGACGUAACGGCCAUAAUGAGAUGGAUGAGCCCAUGUUCACCCAGCCACUGAUGUACAAGCGGGUCCAGAAACAGAAGAAGGUCCUGCAGAAGUUUGCUGAAAAACUGAUUGCCGAGGGAGUCGUCACAGCUCAGGAGUACGAGGAGGAGGUAGCGAGUUAUGACAAAAUCUGUGAGGAAGCUUACACUCGCUCCAAAGAUGAGAAGAUCCUUCACAUCAAACACUGGCUAGACUCGCCCUGGCCUGGUUUCUUCACUGUGGAGGGUCAGCCUAAAAGUAUGAGCUGCCCUCCCACUGGCAUCAGCGAAGAAGAGCUCUGCCACAUCGGAAACAUCGCCGCCUCUGUCCCAGUGGACGACUUCACCAUACACGGAGGUUUGAGCCGCAUCCUGAAGGGCCGAGCGAACAUGGUGAGCCAGCGGAUGUGCGACUGGGCUCUGGGGGAGUACAUGGCCUUUGGCUCUCUGCUCAAAGAGGGGAUCCAUGUGCGCCUCAGUGGACAGGAUGUGGAGAGGGGCACGUUCAGUCAUCGACACCAUGUUCUGCACGACCAGAAUGCUGAUAAGAGGACCUGCAUCCCAAUGAACUACAUCUCCCCUGAUCAAGCUCCCUACACCGUCUGCAACAGCUCUCUGUUUGAAUAUGGAGUUCUAGGUUUCGAGCUGGGCUUUGCCAUGGCCAGUCCCAACGCACUGGUUCUGUGGGAGGCCCAGUUCGGAGACUUUCACAACACAGCCCAGUGCAUCAUCGACCAGUUCAUCAGCUCUGGUCAGGCCAAAUGGGUCAGGCAGAACGGCAUCGUGCUGCUGCUUCCUCACGGCAUGGAGGGAAUGGGCCCAGAGCACUCGUCUGCUCGUCCCGAAAGGUUCCUCCAGAUGUGCAACGAUGACCCAGAUGUUCUCCCUAACCUGUCGGGGGACUUCGCAGUGCGUCAGCUGUACGACUGUAACUGGAUCAUUGUCAACUGCUCCACUCCUGCAAACUACUUCCACGUGCUGCGCAGACAGAUCCUGCUGCCCUUCAGGAAGCCUCUCGUUGUAUUUACUCCCAAGUCUCUGCUGCGCCACCCUGAGGCCAAGUCCAGCUUUGAUGACAUGUUGCCAGGAACUCACUUUGAGCGUGUGAUCACAGACAACGGGGCUGCAGCUCUCCACCCAGAAAACGUGAAGAGAGUCAUUUUCUGCACCGGGAAGAUCUUCUAUGAGCUGACCCGCGAACGCAAGAACAGAGGCAUGGAUGACACUGUGGCUGUUGUCCGCAUCGAACAGCUCUCGCCAUUCCCCUUCGAUCUGGUGCAGGCGGAGACCAAUCGCUACACAAGUGCUGAUCUGGUUUGGUGCCAGGAGGAGCACAAGAACCAGGGCUACUACUACUACGUCAAGCCCCGCAUCCAUACCAGCGUCAGCAACAGCCGGCCCAUCUGGUACGCUGGUCGUGAGCCUGCAGCAGCUCCAGCUACUGGGAACAAACAAACGCACCUCAUGGAGCUGCAGCGUUUACUGGACACCGCCUUCGAUCUGGAGGCAUUCGCAGGGAAACUCUAACAACCCGUCUGCAGCCUGUUCCUCUCUCCCACACCAUCGGCUGCCAAGCUCCAACGUCCCCACUCAGUCGUUACAUGUCCGGUUGACGGGUUUCAUUUUAAACGAAAUGCACAACCACUCAUUUUAACACAGUUACCAUGGAAACCCUGUGCUCACAUUGAUGAACACUGGCUAAAAACACUAAAAGAGUUUGUAAGACAGUUUUAACUUGUAAUUUAUUUGCUUUUAUUUUGUUAAAUAAAAACUAACCUGCUCUGC
Molecule: messenger RNA, 3710 nt
Organism: Monopterus albus (swamp eel)
Lineage: Eukaryota; Metazoa; Chordata; Actinopteri; Synbranchiformes; Synbranchidae
Gene: ogdhb
Product: oxoglutarate dehydrogenase b
Exons: 24
Coding region: 378-3452 (1024 amino acids)
Biological process (GO): tricarboxylic acid cycle
Cellular component (GO): mitochondrion; oxoglutarate dehydrogenase complex
Molecular function (GO): oxoglutarate dehydrogenase (succinyl-transferring) activity; thiamine pyrophosphate binding
Source: RefSeq, a predicted model, not a curated record